Messenger RNA from Rosa chinensis, 498 nucleotides. RefSeq names its product cancer-related nucleoside-triphosphatase. Lineage: Eukaryota; Viridiplantae; Streptophyta; Magnoliopsida; Rosales; Rosaceae. The transcript has 7 exons. The record is from RefSeq and is a predicted model, not a curated record. Gene Ontology annotation, molecular function: ribonucleoside triphosphate phosphatase activity. The coding region runs from base 1 to 486 and encodes 161 amino acids.
AUGAAUACGACCCCUAUCGUGGCGGCGGCGGUGGGAGUCUUGCUGGUGACUGGACCUCCGGGUGUUGGUAAAACCACUCUAAUAGUGAAAGUCUUUGAAACCCUGAAAUCCUCAAACCCUAACUUAAAGAUUCAGGGUUUCUACACCAGUGAGGUUAGACAAGGAGGUGAGAGAGUUGGGUUCCAGGUGGUCACAUUAGACGGCCGUACCGCUCCGCUUGCCUCAUCCAUCAUUUCCAGCCCUGAAUCUUUGAGAUGGCCCAAUGUGGGGAAGUACAAAGUAGAUGUUGCGUCGUUUGAGUCCAUGGCAAUUCCUGAAUUGCAGGUAAGAGAAGAUACUGACCUAUUUAUCAUCGAUGAAGUCAGUAAGAUGGAGUUGUUCGGUUCAUCUUUCUUCCCUGCUGUCUUAAGAGUGCUGGAAUCCAAUGUUCCAGUUUUGGCGUCAGUUCCAAUUCCAAAAGUUGGCUGCGAUAUACUAGCAGGAUAAUUAUGAGGGACA